AUGUAUAAAUUAACUACAACAACACGCCACCAAUCAAGAGGUGGCAGCCAUUGGAUUAUUUUAAUACUACUAACAGUUUCAUUAUUAUGUGGUACAUCAAUAUCACAAUCAUUAAACCAAGCAGAAUCUGAUUCUGUCACAUUCAUAUUACAACAAUAUGGCAUAGCAAUCAUACCAUCAUUGAUAUGCCAAACACCUCAGUACUUUACGUGUUUAUACAACACUUCAGAUGAACAAUACCAUCUCACUCAAAUUAUAUUUGCGGGUUUAGGUGCUUAUGUUAAUUGGGGAACACCAACUUUACAAUCAUUAGAUCUUCCCGAAUUGAAUACAUUUAAACUCGUUCAAAGUGUUGGUCGACAAGUAACCAAUCCAUCUAUCAAUAUUCUGGAAUACCUCAAACCCCUCAAAUCAUUGCAAAAUAUAUACAUUGAGAAUGACCCAACCAUCACCUAUGUGCCUCCAGACUUUACCGAUUUCCCCAGGUUGAGUUUGUUCUCUUUGAAUAGUCCGGGCUUGACUUCUCUUCCUUCGACACUUUUAAACAAUUCGGCAGUGUCCAUUCUUCACAUCUAUUCGCCAGUCCAAUCGAUGAUCAUUGGUCCCACACUCUACCUUCCUCAACUAUCUUCUUUGAGAAUCACUGUAAAUUGCACUGGCCCAUCACAUUCCAUCAAUAUCACAUCUAAAUCAUUUCCUAUGUUAAUGUCACUUGAUUUAUAUACAGCUGAAAAUGCAAACAUUACAAUCCAUCAUAAUUUAAAUCGUCAAUUCUCCAUAAUUUGUUUGGGUAUGAGUUUGUGGAAUCCUGGUCAAUGUAAUUUACGUAUUGGCAAUCCAUCCGUUAUUACAACUUUAGCAUUAGCAGGACCUAAUUCAACAUUUUGGCCUGCUCCUAUUACAAGUACUACCUAUCCAAUUCUAUUCCACCUAGUAUUAGAGAAUAUGGGGUUAACCAAUUUCCCAAUUGUCGGAUCCUAUCCACCUUUGUUGUCAAUUUUAAAUCUAAGAUAUAAUCGACUUUUAUCUAUUCCAUUUAUACCACAAAGUUUGAGGCAAUUAGAUUUGGAUGGUAACGAUUUAACUACAUUGGAUUUGGCAAUGAUUGGGUCUCAUACUGGAUUGGAAGUUUUGAGGGUCUCAAACAACACACUUUUCGUUGGACCAAUCACAGAUGCCUAUUGUGCACAUGAACUUAAUGUUCUUUAUACUCUUGUCGAUUCAUUACCAGAUUGUUUUUGGUGCUACAUCAAUGCAUCUUUUGUCGGACCUUAUGUCCAAACCUCUUUAACAUUCCCAUCUAAAUUUUAUUGUAAUGUUACAAUUGAUAAUGCUGAUAAUAUUAUAACAAAUAAUGGAAAGUAUAUGUUGACAGGUCAAAAUUUAGGAUUCGGUAAUGAAGAAGGAAAUGUAAACUAUACACUUUCAAAAGUAGUUGCAAAUAGUAAACUAGAGGUUGCUUUUAAAGUUUUAUCAAUGAUUCCAACCAAUUUUACAUUGAAUUUGGUUCCAUAUGACACUGAACCACAAAAACAGAUUACAGUUGUCGAGGGUGGUGUUGAGAUAGUUUCUUUAUCCCUCCAAACAUUCAUUAAUGGAACCUCUAACGCUGUAACGUUUAUUUUCUUAAAGGUCACCUUUAAUGGGUAUUUCCUUCAUUAUGGACAGGUUGACUCUCGCAACUGCAGCUUUUUCAUUUAUUUCCCACCAGACCAACAGAUGUGCGUCAUGAAUGAUUUGACAAUCGGGUCUCACAGCAUCACCUUUUUCAACGAUCAUUACAGCACAUCAAGAAAGUUUGACGUGUCACCUUAUCCAGUACUCAAUUCGAUCAGACCGUUGCCUACAACGAUUGGAUCAAUGAUUACAUUGUCUGGUAAUUUUGGACCCUCUCAAACAAACAUUACCGUUAAAUUCAAAAGUGACAAUUCAGUCGUUUCAAUAUGCACAAUUGCAUCGUUUACACCGUCGACUAUUGUCUGUCAAGUUGCAUCACCGUUGAUAGAUCAAAUAGAAGUGGCUGUUUCAGAUGGUAUUAAUACUGGGUCAUUACUAGUCACCAACCAAUACAUUUGUCAACAAUCAACUGAUUAUUGUCAUGGUAAUGGUCUGUGUAAUACUGUCGGUCAAUGUGAUUGUAAUAGUAAUGGCUAUUAUAAUAAUUGUUCAAAACCAUAUCCAAUCAUUUCAUCUGGUAGUUAUAAUGCAACCAACAACAAAAUGGUUACUAUUAAUGGUGAUUUUGGACCUAAUAUCGACUCGAUUGAAAUCAUAUCAAUUAAAAUUAAUAAUACUUUGGAUUGUACUGUAUAUAUAAAAUCACAAACAUUAAUCACUUGUGAUUUGGAGAAAACACCAAACUAUGGAUUAUCAUCGGUACAAGUACAACUUGAUUCUUUGAAUACAAGUGCAAAGAAUGUUUUAUAUCUUAGACAACCCGAUAAUGGAGGUAAUAAUGGUUUAACAACAACUGCUACAACCACUUCUGGAGGAUCAACACCAGACACACCACAACAAUUAUGUGAAAAACAAACAUCAAAUUGUUAUGGUCAUGGUGUUUGUGAUGUAAACGGAAAAUGUCAAUGUGAAGAUAACUAUAAUCCAGAUGAUGAAUGUUUUACAAAGUUUAUAAAUACAACGAUUACACCAAAUACAACAUCACCAACAGUAUCAUUUGAUAUUGAUGGAAUUGAUUUCCAAUUUGAAGUGGUAUCAGUUCAAGAAUUGGAUUGUGAUAGUAAUAUUAUUAAAGAAUUAUUUAUUUCAAAUUAUACUUGGAUUGUGAAUGCAUCAACCAAUAAUAUUACAACUAUUGUUGAUUAUCAAUUAAAUACAACCCUUCCAUCAUCCUCCUCUUCAACAGACAUUAAUAGUAUCCUCUUCCAAUCAGUUAGUGUACUAUCAACGAUAUCAUUCUCUUCAAAACCUAGAGACAUUCAAUUUGGAGAUCAAAAACUUCACAUCAACCCAAAUUCCAUAAAGUUGGCAAUUAAUAUUACAAAUUGGCAAUAUUCAUCCAACUUGGCAACACUCAGAGUUGUAUUUAGAACAAUCAUCAUCAACAAUCAAACAGUUGAAUAUGAUUGUAAUGAAAAAGAGGUUGAUGCAUUAUCAUAUGAUUCAUUGUCAUCAUUGCAAUACCUCAGAGUGAUCAAAGAUGAUAUUCAAUUCAAUGGUAGAUUUAUUGAUGUUGCAUUGUCAAAUGGUCGACCAACCUAUUCACAAACACAACUCAUAUCAUUGACACAACCAAGUAGCAAUGAGGAUGAAUCGAUUGCAUUGAUUGGUAUCAACUUGCCACAAUGUCAAUCAUGUGUUCUCGAUCCUGAUUUCUCACCAUUAUUAAUCGACAAGAGUAAUGACAGUGGAUGUGACAGUAAAUCAAAUAACUGGAGAAUCAUAGUUGGUGUGGUAGUUGGUGGAUUUGGCGCCAUAGCCAUUACAGCAGCAGCAAUCAUCGCCAUCAAAAAGACACAAGCCAAGAUCAGAAUCAACCAAAAAAUGCAAAUGAAACUUCAAGAAAUGAAUUAG
Cavenderia fasciculata is the source of this 3531-nucleotide messenger RNA. RefSeq lists its product as uncharacterized. Bases 1 to 3531 code for a protein of 1176 amino acids. NCBI's taxonomy places the organism in Eukaryota, Evosea, Eumycetozoa, Acytosteliales, Cavenderiaceae. The record is from RefSeq and is a predicted model, not a curated record. The transcript has 10 exons.